Molecule: messenger RNA, 2062 nt
Organism: Copidosoma floridanum
Lineage: Eukaryota; Metazoa; Arthropoda; Insecta; Hymenoptera; Encyrtidae
Product: adipocyte plasma membrane-associated protein Hemomucin
Cellular component (GO): endomembrane system
Molecular function (GO): hydrolase activity
Source: RefSeq, a predicted model, not a curated record
GCAACCAUUAGAUCAAACCACUUGUUGAAUUUCGCCUAGUUAUCCUUAUUGUUUAUUUAAUUACUACUGUGUGUGCGCGUGUGUGUAUGUUACCCGAUGUAAAGGUAUAUAGGGUAUACGUAUGUAUUUGUACAAAUUUUUUCGUGGUCAAGAGAGUACAUAAUAUAUGAAUAUGUACUUAUAGACUCAGAGUUGAUGAAUUAACAUAACUCCGUAUGCACACUACCAUUGAGAGAGUACAGUUUUGUUUUUUCAAUGUGCGCAUCUUGAAGCCAAUAAAUAAAACAAAGCAAUACCGGCCGGAUCGAUCCACUCGGGAUAUUUGUGAAUCCGAAAUAUCGAUCAUCAUCGGCAAAUAAGUUGAGAAGGAACAUGGCUUUUCUCAAAUCACUGUUUGUAGGAUUCUUUAGCGUUGCUGUCAUUCUUGCUGCAAUUGCUUUUAUUCCCGGAAUUCCUCCCGAUGCCACGUUCGAACAAUACAGCAUUGUUCCAGCUAGAGAACUACCCAAAAACUUGGCGCUCAACGAGAAGUUAAAUAAUGUUGAAAUUUUAUUCCAAGGCCAAGUUAAAGGUCCCGAAGCAUUUGCAUCUUAUGAUGGAGAACUUUAUACUUCUGCCCAAGGAGGUUACGUUCUUAGGAUAACUAACAAUGAACUUGUACCUGUUGUCAAGUUUGGACAAGAUUGCGAUGGAUUAUGGCAAGAAUCUAAAUGCGGUCGGCCUCUAGGACUUAAAUUUGACAAGAAGGGCAUUCUAUACGUAAACGACGCUUACUACGGAAUUUUCAAAGUUGAUGUGAAAACUGGGAAGUAUGAGCAACUUGUUGAUAGUAAAGAUCCCAUCGAAGGAAAGAGACCCAUGUUAAUUAAUUCAUUAGAUAUUGCUAGUAACGGUGACGUUUAUUGGUCAGAUUCUUGUUCUAAUUUUCAUCUUGAAGAUGGUAUUUAUUGUAUGAUUGCCAAUCCGUCUGGAAGAUUGAUUCGAUACAAUGCUGCAAACAAGAAAAAUCAAGUUCUUGUCCAUGAUUUGGGAUUUGCCAAUGGCGUCGCCUUAAGUGAAGAUGAAAGUUUUGUGAUUGUUUCAGAAACCUCAACAUCACGUAUUACUAAAUACAACUUGAAGGGUAGUAAUGCUGGUAAAAGUGAGAUCUUUGUAGAAGGUCUUCCAGGCAUGCCUGAUAAUAUACAUUCAGACACAAAAAAUGGAUAUUUGAUCAGUUUUGCAGCCUAUGCAGAUUCACAAAAUCCUAUACUGCCGCAGUUUCUGAUACCUUAUCCCAACCUCAGACGCUUGGCAGCAAGACUUCUCAUGUUGUUAGAAGCACCAUUCAAGUGCUUACAAUCAUACUAUCCAAAUUAUUUUACUGAGCAAUUUAUUCAUUUUGUGGGAGGAUUUGAAAGCAUUAUCUUCAUAGUUCCAAAUGUUGUUGUCGUUGCAAGAAUGAAUAAAAAUGGUGAGAUAAUAGAUGCAGCUUAUGGGACAAAUAGGAAAAUGAGUGGUAUUACUUCAGCUUAUAUACAUGAUGGAUUUUUAUGGCUUGGUUCUGAUCACGCAGAGUUCCUAGGUAGAGUACCUCUGCAACAAGUUUUUCCUGAUUUAAUUGCUCCAAAACUACAAAAUUACAAUGCAAAUACUAAAGAAUCCAAGACAGACAGUCCUCCAAAACCUAUGCCUACACAAAAAUCGGAUUCUGCAACAUCAUCUUCUAAAGUGAAAAAAUCAAAAUCUGCAAAAGCAGAUACAAAAAACCCUCAAUAAAAUAAUUUAUAUGCGUCAUUUUAUUCUUUGUGUUAACAACGAACACUUAUACAGAAAGUGAUUACACUUGUGAUUUAACUGUAAAUUGUUUUUGAAAAAAGCGUACUGUAAAAUAAUGAGAAUAUUUUUCAUUAAAAAAAUUUUUUUUUUAAUAAGUGUUAUAAAAUAAAUGGAUAUUAAAAAACUUUUUUUUUUUUAAAGCAGACUUCUUUACACUGUAUAGUAAGUGAUAACUUGAAAAAUUCCAAAUAUUAUUAAAAAAAAUUUUUUUUUUUUUUACAAACAUGAAGUAUUAAAAUCUAUU